GCUCUUCGCUUGGCUGCGGUUGCUCCGUGCUCCGCUCUGCCAGCGCCGGGUGCACAGCGGGCCACCCGUCCCGCCCCUCGGGGAGGGGUGUGACCCGAGAGUUAGAUAGGAGGUGCCUGCAGUCGGGGAACCCGGUGGCCCGCGGAGCUUCCUCUGUGACACAGCCUCUCCUCCCGAGGCGCACCCGGAGUGGUGGGGGUCUUCUCGGGCACCGGGACGCCGGAGCCCUGGCCCUCCCACAGCCCCGACUCUGGCCCGCCGCGCUGCCCACCAUGAAGCCGACGUUCUACCGCUGCCAAAACACCACUUCGGUGGAGAAAGAUCACUCGGCGACGAUGGGCUGGGUGCUCUUCAGCGCGGGCCUCCUGGGCAACCUGCUGGCCCUGGGGCUGCUGGCGCGCUCGGGGCUGGGGUCGUGCCCGCUGCGCUCGCCGCGCCAGGCGCCUUCGGUCUUCUAUGUGCUUGUGUGUGGCCUGACCAUCACCGACUUGCUUGGCAAGUGCCUCUUGAGCCCCGUCGUGCUGGCAGCCUACGCGCAGAACCGGAGCCUGUGGGGACUGGUGUCCACGCCUGGCAACUCUCUGUGCCAAGCCUUCGCCUUUAGUAUGUCUUUCUUCGGCCUCGCCUCGACGCUGCAGCUCCUGGCCAUGGCCCUGGAGUGUUGGCUAUCCCUGGGACACCCCUUCUUCUACCGACAGUACAUCACCCUCCGCCGGGGGGUGCUGGUGGCCCCCGUCGUGAGCACCUUCUCCUUGGCUUUCUGCGCGCUGCCCUUCGCAGGCUUCGGAAAGUUCGUACAGUACUGCCCCGGCACUUGGUGCUUCAUCCAGAUGGCCCACGAGGAGCGCUCGCCGUCGGUGCUGGGCUACUCAGUGCUGUAUGCCAGCAUCCUGGCGCUGCUGGUCCUCGCCAUUGUGCUGUGCAACCUGAGCGCCAUGCGCAACCUCUACGCGAUGCACCGGCGGCUGCAGCGCCAGCGCUCGGUCGCCAGGGAUCACGUGGAACUCAGCGCCGGCAAAAGGGAGGCGUCCCCGCCGCCCCUGGAGGAGCUGGAUCACCUCCUGCUGCUGGCCCUCAUGACCGUGCUCUUCACCAUGUGCUCCCUGCCUUUAACUUAUCGUGCUUACUAUGGAGCAUUUAAAGCUGUCCCCCAGCAUGGAACCUCUGAAGAAGUGGAAGACCUCCGCGCCUUGCGUAUUAUAUCUGUGAUCUCAAUUGUGGACCCUUGGAUUUUCAUCAUUUUCAGAACCUCUGUUUUUCGGAUGUUUUUUCACAAGAUUUUCAUCAGGCCUCUGAGGUAUAGAAAUUGGCAUAGCAAUUCCUGCCAAAAUGACAUGGAAUCCAGUCUGUGACAAUGCUUUACAGUCUCUGGUAAGCUGAGAAAUGUAUCACAUUUUCUCUCAAAGAACCAUGAUUUUCAAACAUUUUUUAAAAAUCCUUACAAUGUAAAUCCUUAAAAGUUAUCUCCCAUAACAAAACAUCUAAAUGUAUUUUCAAAAGUUUUUGAUAUCUUAGCAAGGUAUUGUCACUCUAUAUUCAUGAACCACUUAGGUACAUUUUUUUCAUUUCAAGGUAUUAAAAACAACUAAAAUUUCAUAUAUUUUAAAUGCUGUUAAAAAGUCUUAAAGCAACAAUAUUAAUUUGGUGAUUUUCAAUCUU
Phyllostomus hastatus (greater spear-nosed bat) is the source of this 1659-nucleotide messenger RNA. RefSeq names its product prostaglandin D2 receptor (gene PTGDR). Gene Ontology annotation, biological process: G protein-coupled receptor signaling pathway; positive regulation of cytosolic calcium ion concentration; inflammatory response. Bases 273 to 1352 code for a protein of 359 amino acids. The record is from RefSeq and is a predicted model, not a curated record. Gene Ontology annotation, molecular function: prostaglandin D receptor activity. Gene Ontology annotation, cellular component: plasma membrane. The transcript has 2 exons. Lineage: Eukaryota; Metazoa; Chordata; Mammalia; Chiroptera; Phyllostomidae.